GAAGGUAGGCAAAGUUUUAUAGUUCUUCCAUCUCAUAUUUCAUUUGUUGUAUUUUAAGAAAUUCUGAAAACAGUUCAAGGCAUUGGAAGGCAUGGUUGAACAAGUAAAACCUGAGGGCCAUUUCACCCACUGCAUGAGCUCUUCGUCGAACAAGUCCGAGAAAAAUGCUGCCAAGUUCAUUUUUUCUGAUUCCCCUUUCACAUGUAUUGGUUUAGGCUUGGCACAACAAAUAAAAUAUGAGAAGGAUGAGGACCUUGCGGCGGCAAGACUGCGUAUUGAAGAGCUAGAAUCCUUAGCAGUUAAUCGACAGAAAGAGGAGCAGGAAGUUAUGAAGCUUAAGCAGCAGCUCAGUGAGUUUAUUGAGGAGAGGCAAGGCGAGUGUUUGAUCCACGUUCUAUUCUUUACUGGAAAUCAUCAAAGGUCUUCCUGAGGGAUUAAAGAUUGUUGAUCUUUCAGCGGUAUGCUUUGUGUUCCUGCGUGUUGUCUCGUUUAAGCCAUCAUGCAAUAAUUUGAGAAUUCAGAGUUUGCUAAUGUCAAGUCUUACCUUGUAAUGUGUUUAGGACUUCCGAUUACGAGAUGUUUCUGAGCAUGAAUGUCGUUUGAGGUAUGAUUUUUCGGCCUAUAGUUUAGGUUGUGGAUGGAUUUUAUUGGCUCACUUGCUUCAGCUUUUCUGCCUAGCAAGAGGUAGAUGCAGCUUUUAAUUGAAUUGUAAUGGUAUGGUGGCAUUGAUUCCAUAGCAGUUUUCUUUUUCGAGUUUAUGAAGUUCGA
This is a messenger RNA of Populus euphratica (Euphrates poplar), 768 nucleotides long. RefSeq names its product phragmoplast orienting kinesin 2-like. The transcript has 3 exons. Lineage: Eukaryota; Viridiplantae; Streptophyta; Magnoliopsida; Malpighiales; Salicaceae. The record is from RefSeq and is a predicted model, not a curated record. Bases 92 to 430 code for a protein of 112 amino acids.